Messenger RNA from Ustilaginoidea virens, 3537 nucleotides. RefSeq lists its product as uncharacterized. The coding region runs from base 1 to 3537 and encodes 1178 amino acids. Lineage: Eukaryota; Fungi; Ascomycota; Sordariomycetes; Hypocreales; Clavicipitaceae. Gene Ontology annotation, biological process: sister chromatid cohesion. The transcript is spliced from 3 exons. Gene Ontology annotation, molecular function: chromatin binding. The record is from RefSeq and is a predicted model, not a curated record. Gene Ontology annotation, cellular component: nucleus; cohesin complex; chromatin.
AUGGACGUUGGCGCCAGCGAAACUCCAGAGCCAGAUGCGACGUCGCGUACCCGCCGUUCGGGACGCGUCGUCAAAGCGCCGGCCAAGUACGCGCCGGAACCAACCACCACCGUAGCUUCGAAGCGCAAGAGAGGGGGGCAAGAAGCCAACGACGACGAAAACGGCCUCUCAUCGGAUGAGCCAGCCAGCGACGACAGUGGCGACGACAGUGGCGACGACAACUCGAGCGAUCAAGAUCAUCCCGCCCCGAGGUCGCGAAAACCCGCCAGCCGCGCCAAGAAGCCCUCCAACAAGAAGCCCAAGAUCAAUGGCACGCAGCCGGCUGGGCUUCACCAGGUCUCCCACAUCCCUAGCCGACCGAAAAAGACUGUUAGAAUCGACGCUGGAGAGAAGGGUUCCGGCCUGUUUGCCGAUAUUUUCGGAUCCGGAGACUCUUCAGACUCCGUCGCCCAGCAAUGGUUGGAAAGGCACAAGGCUGAUGGCCCUUCUGCCUUGGCAGAUCUCAUCAACAGUAUCCUCCAAUCUACUGGCUGCGAUUUGCAAGUUACUGUCGAUGAUGUUGGCGACCCGGAGAAUAUCCCCAAUAGGCUGGUAGACCUGCAAAACGUUUAUCAAGAGCAACAAAUCACAGACUACCCGUUGAUAUCCAAGGCAAAAAGCACAAGGUCCUUUCGCGAUAUGCUCAUCGGCUUCUAUCACUCACUGGUCCAGUUGCUGCACGAAACUGAUGUCAUGUACAAGGACACCGACCUGAUGGACAACCUGCAUGCUUGGCUGGCGAGCAUGUCAUCCUCGUCCUUGCGGCCUUUCCGCCACACGGCAACGACCAUUGCCUUGGCCGUCGAAACCGGCCUGGUAGGCGUUGCGAGCAUACUCGAUCGGAGAAUAGCAAACAUCGAGCAGCAGCUUCAGGCAGCCAAGAGGGGCAAGAACAAGGCCAAGUCGGCGGAGCUGCAACGGACCUUGAACGACGCCAAUGGCUAUCGCAAGAUCUGCAGCGAAGGCAUCCAAUCUUUUUUCGACACGGUGUUUGUGCACCGAUACCGCGAUGUAGAUCCCAAGAUUCGCACCGAAUGCGUAGACGCACUCGGCACCUGGAUCCUGGGUCUGCCGACCGUCUUCAUGGAGCCAGGCUGUCUGCGAUAUCUGGGCUGGAUGCUGUCCGACACCAACGCGUCCACUCGGCAGGAGGUGCUGAAGCAGCUGCUCAAGGUCUUUCGGCGCGACGCACAGCAACUCGGCCAUUUCAUAGACAGAUUCCGCCCGCGCCUGAUCGAGAUGGCCACUCUCGACUCGGAGAUAUCCGUGCGCGUCACCGCCAUCUCCGUGAUUGACACUCUGAGAUCGGCCGCCAUGCUCGAGCCAAACGAAAUCGACGCGAUUGGAAAGCUCAUCUUUGACACGGAGCUGCGCAUCCGCAAAGCCGUCGUCGGCUUCUUUGUCGCCUGCGUCAACGACGUCCUCGAGGGAAAGAAGGAAGAGAUUGGCGGAUCCGAGGUGCUGGAGGAGCUGGAUGACGUUGAGGACGACGAUUUCGAGACUCCGCGGAGAGAAUGGAUCAACAUCAAGUGUCUCGCCGAGACCCUGGCAAUCUACGACGCUCAGAUUGAGGAGGGACAUCAUCAUCAACAACAACAGCAACAACAACAACACCACGACGGCAUAGCCGGCUUUGACGCCACCGUGGAGCUCUUGACCGGUGCCAAAACAGACACCAGAAUCUCUCUCGCGGCGCAGGCACUGUACGAAAAGGUGCCGGAAGUAAACACCUGGGAGAUGAUUGCCGGCUACCUUCUCUACGACCACACCACAAGCGCCAAGUCAAACUCAACGUCCAAAGCAAAGGAAACAUCCCCGGAGGCAGCCUUCAAGAAGGCCGUUGUCCCUACUGCCGAAGAGGAAUCCAUCCUUCUCGACAUCCUCAGCUCCGCAGUCAAAUCCAGCCUGACCCUGACGGCCGACCACGACAAGGGCAAACGGCGACUAGGUCGAUCCGAGGCAGCCGAGGCCCAAGAGGAAGUCGCCCUCGAGCUGACCACCACCAUUCCGCGGUUGCUGAGCAAGUUUGGGGCCGAGCCAAAGACGGCCGCAAUUGUACUCCGUCUCGAGAGGUUUCUCAACCUCGAUACGUUUCAGCAACUUCGUCAAGACACUAGCAAGUUGGAGAGGCUCCUUGACGAAAUCACCACCCAGUUCAACAGACACGACGAUAAGAGAGUCUUGUCCGAAGCCACCGCAGCUCUCCUGCACGCCCGUCAGCACGAAGAGCUGGAGGAGUUGACGGACGGCAAGAUCUCACUGCUAUGGGAGAAUGCCCUCAACUCGCUCCGCAACUUUGAACGGUCCUGCGAGCUGGCUGUCCGCGGCAAUCUGCCCCAAGCGCCGCUGCGCGAGCUGUCGACUGUCCUGAUGAAGAUUAGCAAGCUCGCGAGUAUAUCGGAUUGCGUCGACGUCCUGGAAACCCAGUCGCAACCGUCAGACGCCGGCUCCUCCGCCAUCCAGCUCCUGAGCAACAUUGUGCAUCGCGGCAAGUUCGAGCCUCAGGAAGACGAGAUUGACGACCUGGAAGACGAGGUGGUCACCUUUGCCAUCAAGGCGUGCCAGUUCUACUUUAUGUGGAAAACGAGAGCCCUGGCCAAGCUCCUGUCAGCGGGCACAGGCCUGUCCGACCAGCACCUGGACGAGCUGUCCGUGCUGCGCCAGUCGUACAGACGGCACCUGAUUGAGACCUUUUCCUCCCGCGCCGCCAUUGACCAGCUCCGGCUCUUCUCCACCGGCAGUCUCUGCGACCUCCACCUCACCCUCGCCACGCUGCGGCCCUGCAUCAAGGACUUCCGACCGGCAUCCGAAGCCGCGGCCGACCGCGGCGACAAGCUGCGGGUCCUGCUGCAGGACAUUGAGCCCGGCCUCGUGCCCGAGCUGAUUGCCAUCUUUGACGGCGCGGAAAAGCAGUACGCCAAAAAGGCCAAGCGGGACAAGACGCUCAACGAACCCGCCGAGGACGAGGACCCCGUGUCGGACGACGAGGACCUCGCCGCCGACGACGACGACGACGACGACGACGACGACGCCGGCCUGUCGCAGGAGGAGUGCUACGCGACCGAGCUCCAGGCCGAGCGGGCCUUUUGCGAACUAGCGGCCAAGUACGUCCUCGCCAUCGCGGCCAAGCUCAUCGACCGCGGGCCCAUGGCCAGCAAGCUGCGCCGCAGGAUCCUGCGCAACGAGACCAAGCUCGGCAACAACUUCAAAGAGGUGGUGGCGUACCUGGACGAGGAGAAAAUGGCCAGGCGGCACAAGAAGCCCGCCCCCAGCAGCAAGCCGCCGCAACCGGCAAAGGACAGGCCGGCCCCGGAGACGAACGCGGGCGACGAAAACGACGGCGGCGGCGUGUUUGAUGACGCGGAGCCCGAGGAAGGCUCGCGGGAGGACCUGCGGCGGCGAGAGCUGCUGGAGGACGAGGCCGUUGACGAGGGAGACGAUGCCGCCGUCGAGCUGAAUAACGAGGAUGACGAUGAUGAUGAUGGUCUAGGCGAUUAA